GGCUGCGCCGUCAGUCUCCCGAGAGCAGUCGCUAGCACGGCUUCGCGGCGGACCGGCACGUCGUCCGUGAAACGGAGACCUUCGAAGGAAGAGAAGAAAAAAGAGAGAGGGAGAGAGAGAGAAAAAAACAAAACACGCUUCUCUCCGCUCGUCGCGACAAACGAGUGUAAUGGCCACUGUGCGGUUCGCGAAAUAGAGGAGAUUCGCUCGACGUUAAUCAUUCGCGUUCGCGCGAACGAACGAAAAAGCGAAGGGGAAGAGGACCGCGUUUAAUCGCGUCAAGUUGCCGACGAUACUCGGCGAUACAUUCGAUACUUUCCACGGGCAUCUUUUCUCUUCUCGCUGUCUCCGAGUGUAGUAUACAGUGCGUGCGGAUCACAAGUGCCAGCGGCCAGUGUUUUGUACCGAUCCUCUCUUCAUGUAUAUGUGUGCUGCCCGUUGUCGAGUGUGCGUUGUCGCGCUGCCGCCGCCGGCGCUCGGAUCCCUCGGUGACCACCACCGACGCUGGAUUUAUCAGGCGCGGCGUCGUCUCCCCUAGGUGCGUCGUGGACCUCGCCAGCCCCCUUCGCCCACCCGCCCGAGGACUCGUCGACUGGCGGACACAUUCGGUGUUGGCCUUUCACGUGGAUUGGGAUAUUCGCAUAGCAUUCAAUCAUCUUCUGCUGCUUCGAGCCAAAGACGCGGAAUAAUUCGGUACAACGAUUCACCUCGCCCUCGCCUCGCAUCGCCUCGCCUCGCCUCCGACGAAGGAAAACAAUCCCCCGUUAUUAGACGACUGGCGAAUAGCACGCAAUAAGCGAAAUCGCCGGACCGAAAGAAACGUGCUCGGCGUAGCAUCGUGAACAGAUCCGAGGAGCAACGCAUGACUGCAGCGAGUACGCUCGCAUCCUAAUUAAAGAAAUGGAUACGGUAAUUACGAGACCACGCCAGCGACCAGGCAUACAGGCUAAUUCGGCGCGUUAAAUGCUCCCCCGGGGAUCCACGUUCCGGCCGAGGCUCUCGCGGAUCUGGGAUGGCUUCUGGGAGCAGAAGCGGCAGUAGCAACAGCGAUAUCGGAUCAAACUCAGUUAACAAGCCUGUGUCAUCGCUGUAUUGAUUGCGCAAGUAGAUAGAUUUUAAAUCGAGUCAACCGCGCGGAAACAACGAAGUUAGCACGACAAAAUAAUCCGGUGGGGCUAUUAGAUCGUGUAUCCCGACCGGGUAUAUAAUGAAAUCACGUGGAACAGGACGGUAGUGGACCGAAGGUGAUGGAUGCUACGAAGAAGAAAUUGAAUCCUACCUUACAGAUCGCCUAAUGAUCCGACACAUCGCAGAGUUAUCAAGAAUUAUCUUUAUUUAACCUGAUACGAGGCCUCAAAGAUAUAGAUAGUAGUUACAAGGAAGACGCUGUUGACCCCAACCCUUCUCCCAUUUUCAAAAUCUUUUUUGUGUACAUCGCAAAUAUCAACGAUAUCCCGAAAGAGAAGAGAUCAGUCGCGAAAAAGCACUGCCAGGCUAUAAGAAAUAAAAAUACACUCGCGAUACAUCUCAACAUUGGAGGAAAACACAACGGAUGUCGCAAUCAAAGAAAACGACACGGUGAGAGAAGAUUAAUCAACAGCCAGCGUUUUCAAGAAUGUGACGCGACAAGAUUCUCCGUGAGUGAAAAUUAGUAUUCUCGAAUAGAAGAACUGUAGAAGAGAUAAAAGAAAAGGACACUGGCAAAGGCACGUUUUGACCAAGUGCUCUUACGAUUUUCGUCGUCGUUGUCCUUGUCGUGAAGCGGCAAAGUUGAUCCUGUGUUAUGGAAUGAACCGAUGCCCAGAUAGGGUGUCUAAGUGUUCACAAGCAUCCCCCUCGACACGGUUCGGUCGAGCAUUAUGACCCCGAUGAUGCGACCGCUCCUGCUAUUCGUUCUGAUGGCCGUACAGUCCUGCUCGAUUGUCUGCUCGGCGAGCGGCGACGGCGGACCCAACAGCCCGAUCUUUAAUUUAGACCACACCGCUCUGGAGAAGAAUCUGGCGGCGAUCUUCAACAAGGUGGCGCACAGCUCUGCGACUACGAAACGCAGUGUGCCGGCGUAUGAUGCCCAGGUGUCGGCCAGUACAACGUUGUCCACAGUGCCGUCACCGUUGACCACCAGUACGACUACCAGCACUACGGCUAGUCCGUCGAUACCCGCUAUCAAGUACCCGGCGGUGCCACGGGCCACAGCCUCGCCCAUCCUCCGAGAUCUUCCGUCGUACGCGCCUCCCUCCAGAGCUCUCUUCACACCGCCCCUGCCGCCAGAGUACCUGCAUCCAUUCGCCGACAAGCCCACGCUACGCGGCACCAACUCGGACGUGUACACCGGCAACAGGAGGCCGGUGCCGCCGCCUAGUUUGACACCGGCGCACGAACGGAUACCCAUCCGACCGCCGGAUCUACCUCAGAGUCCCUCUCAAGUGCCAGAGAGGCAUCAUUCCCACUCGAGAAAUAAACCGGUGAAUGUGCCUGACGGCAGAGGGGAACAAAGGCCCGCGGAAUCCGGCGAAACUGAUCGACGAAACAGCACCAAUGAUUCCUCUUCAUUCGUGACUCUUCAUUACCCCAGUAUUUCGAGGAUCUUGUCCGGUAGCAAUGGCAGAAAACAGGAUAUCCCCGAUAUAUUGUUAAAGCCUCUAGCCACGAAAAGUCCGCUGGUCCCGAACAUACCGCCUGCUCCGACGACCGAGAAAACUACGUCAGCACCGAGCACCAUCACAUCCGGCAGUACCGCAGAUCCUUCGAGAGUCGCCAUUACCCAACCGACCAUCUUCAACCUACCAAAUACCGGUCGGCAGGACGACGACAGCUAUCAUGGGCUGAAAAACGAAAAUGGGGACAGUAUCGAAAUAGUGGACACGGAGAGGAGGAGACCGUAUCCGCAGGCGCAGCCCCCGGCACCGACGUCAAAGCGACCAACUAAUAUCGAUGAUGAUGACGAGCGUCUGGUGCCGCAUGUUGACACGCAUUCGCUCGAGUCCACGUGGCGAAUCGCUUGGUCGCUGCACGUGUACGUUGCGGCGAUUAUGUUCACGCUAAUGGCUCUGUAUUCGAUCUACAAGAUCGUGCGCUUCAACGAAGCGACGAAUCUGCUCACCCAGUCAUAUUUCCUGGCUGUUCAUCUACUGCUGACUACCGUUUGCACUCUGAGGUGCUUCCAUCUUUUCUACGACGCUUAUAAUCUCGGACAUUCGCUGCCGGAGCCAUUGUCCAGGGUGCUAAUGUAUCUGCCGGCGCCGCUCUUAUCCACGGCCUUCGCUACUCUGGUGCUAUAUCUUGCUCGAUGUUCGGAGGCGCCUUCACUCAACAACAGCAUCCUCUCGCCUACCACGCUCGUACUCUCGUCCGUAGUGCAUAUUGUGCUGUGCGUGUCUCUUCACGUGUCCACGCACGUGCUCGGUUAUCAGGACGAAGAGCGAAUUUUACCGCUUAUUUGUCAAUGUAUUUAUAUAAUUGUCUGCGUUACGUUGGGCCUAUGCUACAUGUACGUAUAUCGCGUGGUGCGCUCACAGAUCCACGUGGCCAGCAAUAAGGCAGCCGGCGCGAACCACAUGAUGGGUGCCGAUCCUACCACAGUGGCGCUCAGCACUGCCAUUACCACCACGAUCGCCACUGCUCUGCUGUUCAUUCUCAUGGGUCUUGUGCAGCUCUAUGGGAUAUUCGGUGUCCAGGAACGUCCGCAACCAUAUCCAUGGCUCUGGUGGGGCUGGCAGUUUUCAGUCAGACUGCUGGAGCUUUGCGUCUGCGGUCUUCUAGCCUGGGUCGCCAGUCUAUCUCAGUAUCCCCUGCGCGAGAAACAAAUGCAACAACACUCAGUGCACUCGGGUUUCGCAUUGUUUCCUUGCGGCAGUUCCACUUCCACGGAGAAUAUGGACGAUGUGCUUUAUCCCGCUAUAUGUAGUACCAAUCAAGCGAUUCAGAAUUACACUAUGAGAACGGGAAAACAGGUUUACGAUGACAGUUUUCCAUUGAAUACUCUGCCCGAGCAUUUGAACAUAUCAGGUACCUUCGAGAGACAUUCCAUCCGCAAGUCAGGUACAAUGGGGCACUUUCCUCACGAAGGUCGAGGUUCCUUAAGUCGUCAUGGUAACGGCAUACAAACCCUAAGGAAUUCCGAGACUCGCGGCAGGCAUACGCCCGUGCAAGGCCUACAUGAACAAGCUCCGACCAGCGGCUCGACGAUGCUAGUCGCCGAAGACGGCUUCGUUAGGUUCCGGAGUCUUGGUGCAGAGGAGGACGAGUUGUCCGAUACGCAGAGCAUAGUCGGCACUCAUGGUAGGGGAAGCUCGCUCGCUGGUAGCGUCAGGUACAAUGCGAGGCAUUCGACGGUACAGCAUCAACAUCCCCAUCAACACCCCCAUCAGCACUCGCUGCAGCACUCGCAUCCGAGUCAGCAUCAGCAAACUCACCAUCAACUUUACAACAACACGUAAAGGCUGUGCCAACGCGAUGACUGAAACGUGAUUUUUGUUAACUCGACGAACGAAAUCGUCGUCAAUGAAAUAUAUAUGAUAUAUUUGACAUGAAUCGCGGGAAUCGUCGCCCUCGCAAACCUCGGUCUAAACUCAAAAACUAAUUUUAUCUCAUACUCUAUGUAAGAUAUGUCCUGUGUAUAGACAACCUAAUGCCAUUCCCGCUCUCCCGCUUCGCAUCGACGUCCGAGCCAAGCCUCUGCCGUACGAUACUUGUAUACAUAUUUAUUUUGAUCCUCGAUAAGCGAGUAAAAGUAUACGGCGAACUCGUUGGGGUUCCUCUACCUGUAUGUGGGUAGUUCAGGGUAUAUCGAAACUUGAUCUUAUAUUAGGCACUUGGUACUUAUUAAGAUUCAUGUGAUUGAAAAAAAAAAUAAAUAAUGUGUCUCUGAAAUAUGUAGGGAAACGUGCUUCUCUCUCGGUUUUACGUUCACUGUUAGUACCGAAGAUGGGCUGUGGAACGUAUUGGAAAAAGUACUAACGAUUUUAAAUCGAUUUUUUCAAACAUUGUCAAUGUGUUUUAAUGUAUUAUUAAUUAUUCGCUAUCGCGUGAUUAGAAAAGAUCUUGAACGUUGUAUUAUCCCGACAAUUUUUACAAUCGUACAGGCUCAUUGUUUUACAUAGUCGUAUGUGCGUUAAAGCGCUCCAAGUCACCUGUUUAAUCGGUAUUUAUGCUUUUUUGAAUGAAACUUCUUAAAUAAAUAUGAUAUAAAAUCAGCUUUGCGACCAACAGGAGGUAUAUUUUUUACAAAAAAAAAAUUACACGCGAGGUCCAAACACAACUGGAGAAAACAAUUGCGAUUCUCAUUCAGGUAUUCCGAGAUUAGGAGAUGUGAUUAUGUCAAGCUGAAAGCGAUGUUUGUACAGUCGACGAUAAUUUAUCACUCAGUCCAAUUGUACGAUUUAGUUAGCGGCUAAGACACUAGAUUAAGAAUUGCGGAUUACACGUUAAGUUUAGUCAUUAAGAGAGAGAAAGGGAAAGAGAGAAAGAAAGAGAAAAAGAGUUAGACGAGUCGCGACUAAUGUCAACAGAUUUACACUUAAUAAAUCGAAAGGGAAUAGAGAGAAGACAUAAAAGAAUACUAUUACCGAUAUAGAAUAGAUGACAUAAGUGCGAUUUAACGUCACACAUACACACAGGCCAGCAUUUUACUUUUUAUUUCUCAGAUUCUAAGGUACAAAAUAGUACUUUUUACCUUUUACUCCGUAUAUCGAUAGGUUUAAGCGGUCGCAGUGUAUAUGUUUAUAUAUGGACAUUGUACAUAAGGUAUAUGGGCUCGUCGUGAACGAAUCUACUGUUAUGGUGGAAUCUACGGCUAGAUUCCAUUUAACGCGUUGGAAUCUACUCAAUUCUCGUUUGUAAAUGCACACAAGACUUGAAUUUUAAUUUAUCUCAGAAGCUGUAUUUAUUAUGUGAAACAUUCCACAACAAGUGAUCAGUAUGAGUGCGCGAUCGAUUUGUGUGGGAUUUUAUUGCAAUUAUAAAUUUCUCUAGGCGCUAAAACGAAACGGAACAAAUGUAAAUAAAAGCUUUUUUGCGAAAAAAAAGUUUUAUGUUUAUCUUUUAAACGAAAUUUCAGCCGUUCACGUGCAUCGAACAUCUGUAAAAAAAUAUCGUUUUUUAUACUUUUAUAACAAAUUUUUAUACUUUUAUAACAAAUGGACUUUUAGUUGAAAUAUCUUUACAGAUUGUUGUUUACAAUAUUAUUAAUUUAUCUGGAUAAUAUUUAGAUAAAUUUUACAAGAAUGCUCUGUGUUUAGAAACCACACAUGCAAAAGGUUCCGAAUUUAGGUUUUCUAAACAAAUUUUAUGUUGUAAUA
Messenger RNA from Camponotus floridanus (Florida carpenter ant), 6296 nucleotides. RefSeq lists its product as uncharacterized. Lineage: Eukaryota; Metazoa; Arthropoda; Insecta; Hymenoptera; Formicidae. The coding region runs from base 1860 to 4436 and encodes 858 amino acids. The record is from RefSeq and is a predicted model, not a curated record. The transcript is spliced from 6 exons.